AUGGCCUCCUCUAGCCCGGUUAUCCGCCACGCGCGUCGUGAAGACGUCCCCAUCAUCCUUAGUCUCAUCAAGGAACUUGCAGAAUACGAGAGAGAGCUGGACAGCGUUUUGGCUACCGAAGAAUCUCUCGGAAACACCAUCGCUUUUGCACCCUCUGAUCAGACUACCUACACCCCCGGCAAGCCGGCGACAGAGCCCACGUCGCCCAGUAGGCCUGCGAGAUGUCUUCUGCUAUUCAAUGAGCAAGGAGAGGGCGUCGGCAUGGCCCUGUACUUUUACAACUACAGCACAUGGCGCGCCAAGCCCGGUGUCUACCUCGAGGACCUCUACGUACGCUCCACGGAGCGCAAGAAGGGCUACGGCAAACGUCUUCUGGUCGAACUAGCCAAGGAGGUUGUCGCCAUGGACGGCGGCCGCCUCGAGUGGGUGGUGUUGAAGUGGAAUGAGCCGAGCAUCAAGUUUUACGAGUCCAUUGGCGCCAAGGCCAUGGACGACUGGGUUGGCAUGCGCGUUGAUGGCGACGCCCUGCCAAAGCUGGCAAGUUUGUUGGAUUGA
Molecule: messenger RNA, 555 nt
Organism: Colletotrichum truncatum
Lineage: Eukaryota; Fungi; Ascomycota; Sordariomycetes; Glomerellales; Glomerellaceae
Product: n-acetyltransferase-like protein
Biological process (GO): protein acetylation
Molecular function (GO): N-acetyltransferase activity
Source: RefSeq, a predicted model, not a curated record